Molecule: messenger RNA, 3687 nt
Organism: Sceloporus undulatus (fence lizard)
Lineage: Eukaryota; Metazoa; Chordata; Lepidosauria; Squamata; Phrynosomatidae
Gene: RASAL3
Product: RAS protein activator like 3
Exons: 19
Coding region: 123-3302 (1059 amino acids)
Biological process (GO): regulation of GTPase activity
Source: RefSeq, a predicted model, not a curated record
GAAGACAAGGAACUGAGUGAGAAGAAGCACAGCAGGAAGCCAAGGUGGAUGCUUCUCUCUGUCAUGGUGGAGGGAGAAACUGUUUUUUGAGAAGGCAGCCUCGUGGGCUGAGCAGUGAAGAGAUGGAAGCUCCCUGGAAGCCUCAGAGGACAGAAGACUCAUCCUUGCUGAUGUCCUAUCGGUGGCAGACCAUUCUACAGAAUGGGGAGAAGGGUCCAGUAAUGGAUCCUCCUAAUGUGAUAGCAGACAACAGGCGUAGGGGCAGGCUGCAGAAAUGGAAGUGGACACAAAGCCAGCCAGAGACUGGAUAUCCUCAGCCCAGCACUGAAAAGUCACCCACAGCAUUUUCCCAAGAGAACAGAGCUGUGACUAAGAGAUCUGUCUUUCAGAGGGCUUUCUCUGCUCCUACCAAGGUGUCCAAGGGCCAUGAGGGAAGCAGUAAACUGAGCCUAAAGAAGUAUCUACGCUCUAUGUCCCACCGAAAGAACCAAGAAGGUACCCCCAGAUCAGAAAGGGACACCAGGGAAGCAACCAAAGGUGAUGAGUCUUCUGUCCAGCUGGCUCCGGGCGUUAAUCCUGAUGCUCACCUCUGGGAUGUGUCCAGUGUGUCUCUUCUGGAUCGACAGUUGGUGAUCUUGGGCAGAGAAGAGGAGGUUCUGCUCCAAAAUCGGAAUCGGACCAGUAGUUCUGUUUCAGAGUCAAGUUCACUAUACCCAUCAGAGAUAGCUCCUGAGGGACCGAGCUUUCUAGACUCACGGGCCCCUGAAAAAAGACCCCUCCAGGAGGCUUCCUCUGGGACACAGCUCAGCAAUGUCAAGGGUUUGCUGUGGAAACGCAUCAGAGACAGAAAAGGUCGACUCCAGGCCAAGACUGAUGCUUCGGUGGUGCUUGCUGUGAAUGGUGAUAGGGAGGCCCUACCUAGCCCUACUGUUCUCUUGGACCUGGACACUGAGAAGGACAUCCUGAUACGCCCACUUCACAGCAGCCUCUUGGGACAACGGUACUGUUUUGAGGUGCUGAGUGCAGGGGGACGGCGCUGCUUCAAGUGUGCUUCUGCUGCUGAGAGGACUCGUUGGAUGGAGGACUGGCGCAGAGUGGUCCAGCCCAGUAUGGACAACUGCGAACGGACUGAACGCAUGCUCAACCUUUGGGUGUAUGAGGCCCGGAACCUAGCUCCUAAGAGACCCUACCUCUGCGAGCUGCGGCUGGACGGGGCCCUGUAUGCUCGCACCACAACCAAGCCAGCCACCCCUGGUGGGACCAUCUUCUGGGGGGAGCACUUUGACCUGAAGACUCUGCCCCCAGCUGAGGAACUGCAUGUUUGCCUAGUGCAGGGGGAAGAGGGCCAGAAAGCAGCCAGCCUCAUUACCAGUGUGGCCAUUCCCUUAAAGGAGCUGGCUGUCAUGCACCAGCCCUUGGAGAGGUGGUAUCCUCUGGGAAGGAACAGACCAAACCUUCCCACCCUCCGCCUGCGAGGACGCUACUGCAGUGUCCGUGUGCUGCCCAUUGUGCAAUACAAAGAGUUUGCCGAGUAUCUCACUUUCCAUUAUCAAGAGCUGUGUGCUGGGCUGGAACAUAGCCUCAGUGCCAGGGACAAAGAGGAGCUGACCAGUGUCUUGGUGCGGGUCUUGCAAAGCACGGGCAAAGCCAAGGAUUUUUUGAUUGAUUUGGGUGUGGCAGAGCUGGACCGUUUUGAUGAGCGAGAAGCAUUGCUUUUCCGCGAGAACACACUUGCCACCAAGGCCAUUGAAGAAUACAUGAAGCUGGUGGGAGGACCAUACCUUCUGGCCACACUGAGUGACAUUGUUGCCCAGCCAUGCUGUCUGGAUGAUAGCUGUGAGGUGGACCCCAGCAAAUGUGCCUCGUGUGACCUUGUGAAUAAUCGCAGCAGCCUCCAGCAUCGCUGUGAAGAAGUCUUCCGGAAGAUUGUUGAGUCCAUCCACUCCUUUCCAGCCGAGCUAAGCGAGGUCUUCACCGCCUGGCAGGAGGCAUGCCAGUUGAGGGGCAAGCCUGGUAUUGGCCAGCGACUCAUUUCAGCAUCCCUCUUCUUGCGUUUCCUCUGCCCAGCCAUCAUGUCCCCCAGCCUUUUUGGACUCACUCAGGCAUAUCCAGAUGACGCCACCUCCCGCACCCUCACUCUGGUGGCUAAAGUUAUCCAGAAUUUGGCAAAUUUUACCACAUUUGGGGAGAAGGAGACCUACAUGGGUUUCAUGAAUGAGUUUCUGGAGCGCAACUGGGGCACCAUGAAGUCAUUCCUUAGCAGUAUCUCAAGUCCUGGCAGUGUCAUCCACAUGGUUGCCUUUGAUGACUCCAUUGACCUAGCCCUGGAGUUAUCUAUCCUGCACUCACUGCUCUGCAACAUCUUCUCGUCUGUGGAAGAGUCAGUCAAACCUGCCGAUCGCCAGCCUGCUGAUAUGAUGGAACUGCUGCAAGAGAUCACCCAGAUGUUGGGGGUUUGGCAGGCAGAAAACCAGAAGCCAGGAUUUGUGCCUCCACGCGACCUGGGCAAGCACAACCCUUUGAUCAAGAGCCAGUCCAUGACCAGCAUCCAGAAGGGCCCAAGGAAGGAUGAGCCACUGGCUCCUUUGCACCAAGCCAAAGCAAGGAGCAAAGUGCAGCGCACUCAGAGUGUCCCAACUCAGAACAAGGGGGCCCGGCGUCUCCACAAGCAAAGCAGCACAGAGCACAUGGUGGAAAGCAGCCCUGAGUCUAACAUCUUUGGCCCACAGAAUAGCAAAGCUAUGCAGGAUUAUUCAAAGCUGCGCCCAUCUGCAUCACUUCCUAGGAAACCUACUGUGCCUUGGCUACGGCACUCGGAAGAGGUGGUUGCAACACAAAGGGGCUUGUAUAUUGUGCAUCCACUGGAAGAGUAUGGGAGGCAGAUGGAAAAGCUGCAGGCAGAGCUGACAACAGCCAAGGAGAAGCAGAAGCUCUUUCAGGAUCAGCUGGAAAGUCUCAUGGCACAGAAUCAAGUGCUUCUGGAAGAAAAAACAAGGUUUCAGGAGUGGGAAGGGAUUCUGUGCAAGAGGCUGGAGGAGAUGGAGAGCUGCCUUGUGAAGCUAAGCAACAGAGUAUCAAGUCUGGAGGCCAACUCGAAGAAAGAGCAUGAGAAGCUUCUAGCAAGCGAGGAGAAGACCAAGCAAUUGGAACACCACCUAUCAGGAAUGGAGAGGAAACAUGACCAGCUUCUCCAUGCUGUAAGCCAGAUGCUAGAAUACAGAGGAAAGACGUCCAAUUCACUGCAGCGACAGCUCUCGGGGCCGGUGUGGAUAAACAGAACUCAGAAUGGGGACGAGAUCUAGCCUGGCUUCCUUGGGCUCUCAACAUGCAGAACAUGCCAAUCUACUGUGGGCCUUUACAAGGGUCAGCUUAAACUGGAGAGCUCCAGUUGUCUUAAAGGUGUCAGAGGUGACCCUUCCAUUUGACAGUCCUCUGGCCCUCCAAGAGUGACUCUGAUGUGUACAGUGUUCUGAUGGGACUCUUGACUGGGACCUGCCCUUCUGUCCUCUGUACCUUGCACUUUCUCCUUGGCCUUUUUCCAAUGCCCAAAAGUGGUUGCUGUUGCUUCAAGCCCUCUGUUUGAGAGGCUGCACCCUCUCACUGUAUCAUGGCUCUGGUGCUUCAGCCUGCAAGGGCUUCUUUGGAGUUUAUCAGACAAGGGAAAUUGGAAGUAUAAUCCAAUGGCAA